CUCCGCAGCUGGUGGCAGUGCACGCUAAUGCUAAUACCAGUACCUCUGCCAAAACAUGAAGACCAAAACCAAAGGCAAGAAGCAAAGGCACACUGUUGACAAAGAAGCUUUUCCCGAGGAGUCACGAAUGACAAAAAAAGAACUGGUGAAAUGUUUGCGACGCAAAGAGAGGAGGAAUGGGAGAAACAAGGAGAGCAGCAAAGUCACUACAGCCAGAGGCAAGCAUCCCUGGAGCAGUAAGGACAGGCACUUGAGGAGGCUGGAGAGCAACGAGCGGGAGAGGCAAAGGAUGCACAAGCUCAACAACGCCUUCCAGGCUCUGCGAGAGGUGAUCCCUCACGUGAGAGCCGAGAAUAAGCUUUCCAAAAUAGAGACUCUCACCCUGGCCAAGAACUACAUCAAAUCCUUGACCUCCAUUAUACUCAAUAUGUCCAAUGGACACUUCCCAGCAGCAGAAGGAAUGGGGGGAGCCUGGGGGUCCAAAUUAUACCAGCAGUAUCCACAGCAGCACGGGGAUAAUGAUCAUGAAGAACAGCUAUAAAAAUAUUCCAUACAGAUUCAUAGCUUCAGCCAAACACCUACAGUUAGCUCCUACUGUCCUUGACUUUCCUUCUGGCCUUGUAAUACCUGUCCAUACAAAGAGGUGCCAGGAGAUUCUUCUUGCCUCCAGCCAGCCCCUACUUCCUCUUUAAGACAAGCAGGUGCACUCAUGCCUAUAGCUUAUAUGGCACAUUUGAAAAUCACCUUUAGCAUUUGUUUCAGAGCUUAAUGGGUAUGUUUGGCUGCUCUGCCAGGGUCUGGAAACCUUUCUGUAACACUGCAGUUGAAAGUAAAGAUUCAGUAACUUCUGAGAACUGCUCUCCCAGGAAGGACAGUGAGUUGAGCAUUUAAGGUGUGCUGUCACCUGAACUCACCAGAGCUAGUUGAGAAUCUUGGCUGUCGUGCUGUUGAUCAACCUUUCAGUGACUCUGUUCCUAUCUCCUCCUGUUAAGGAGGAAAUUAAAAUUGAUGACAACAUGUGGCUUAACUUGAUAAGUGAAGCAGCACAUGUAGGAAAUUGGCCACCAAACUGGUAGUGGAGUAUUUUGAAUCUACUCUGAUGAUUCUGAACCUUGCAAGGCAUAAAAACUUUCAAAGUACUUCUAAACAUCUCCAAAGCUUUCUUAGAUUGUAAGCUCUCAGAGUAAGGAUGCUUCCUGGUCUGUGUUUGCAGAGCAUCCAGCUUUGUGGAGUUUUUCUUCAGGGGGUCUCUGGGGUCUAUACAAAUAAUAGAGAAGGGACAAAUGACUUAUUUUUGCUAAAACUGUGAUAAAAAUGCUUUGGUGUAGUAGCAAGUUAGACAAUGAUCUGAUGGCCUAUCCAAUUACAAAUCAUCUGCUAAUGGAGCCUAUAAUGCGACCAGGAUUCCUUCUGGGUUAGUGCUAGCUUCUAGUAUUAUGAAACAUAAUAAAUGAAGCAGGAACUCUUCAAAA
Pogoniulus pusillus (Red-fronted tinkerbird) is the source of this 1472-nucleotide messenger RNA. RefSeq names its product basic helix-loop-helix family member a15 (gene BHLHA15). The record is from RefSeq and is a predicted model, not a curated record. Gene Ontology annotation, cellular component: nucleus. The transcript has 2 exons. Gene Ontology annotation, biological process: sensory organ development; positive regulation of transcription by RNA polymerase II; axon development. The coding region runs from base 56 to 541 and encodes 161 amino acids. Gene Ontology annotation, molecular function: E-box binding; protein dimerization activity; DNA-binding transcription factor activity, RNA polymerase II-specific. NCBI's taxonomy places the organism in Eukaryota, Metazoa, Chordata, Aves, Piciformes, Lybiidae.